GCGUUGCUCGCGAGGGCGAUCGAAGUCGGCCGAACGUCCGCUCCGCCGUACACAGUCAGUGCUGUCGAGCAGCGGACAUGAUAGCUUCCUCUCCCCGUUACGGACUCUGUUGGUUGCCUAAUACAAGUGUUCUCGGUAUACACAACGGCGGCGGGGGUGUGAACCACCACCAGCAGCAGCAGCAGCUUCACCAAAGGCCGGGCGUCGUGUCUAACGUGAGCGUGAACGCGUCAUCUGCUGCGGCCAAGUACUUCGGUCGUUUGGUGUGGAAUCAGCAGUGUUUUUUGACGAUAGGACAGACGCAAACGUACACCACUCCGUAUGUCGGAGUUUGGAAUAGUUUCGCUAUAUUUCAGCCGACCACCCAACCCUUUACUAUGGAAACAAGUCCCAGGUACAGAACCCUUCGAAACGUCGUAAGAACCGGCAACUCGGCGAGCAUCAACAACGUCGGCGGCGGUGGCGGAAGCCCGAGCGGCUCCAGGUUGUGCGAAGUGAGGCGGGCGUACAAAUCGGCCGGCGUGCCGUGCAAGACGGCCCGUCGCAGGGCCCGGGGCAUGAGCAUGGGCCAGAAGGUCUCAGGAGGAGUCAAGGCCGUCAAUCGGGACGCAGCGACACCCUACAAACCGGUCAUACCCAGGGAGUUGGCACAGGAUUUUGCCCGGCCACCCAGAUUGGACAUGUUACUCGACAUGCCACCAGCACACAGAGACACGCAAUUGAAGCACAGUUGGAACCAGGACGACAGAUCACUGAACAUAUUCGUUAAGGAAGAUGACAAGUUAACGUUCCACAGACAUCCGGUGGCCCAGAGCACAGACUGCAUCAGGGGCAAGGUUGGUUUCACGAAGGGCCUGCACUGCUGGGAAGUGAAUUGGUCCACACGCGAGAGAGGAACCCACGCAGUGGUGGGCGUGGCGACGAAAGAAUCGCCACUACAUUCUGUGGGCUAUCAGAGCCUAGUCGGGAGCACAGACACGUCUUGGGGAUGGGAUUUAGGACGAAAUAAAUUGUACCACGACUCGAAAAACGCCCCUGGACAAACAUAUCCAGCACUUCUGAAACCAGAUGAAACCUUUAUAGUGCCCGAUAAAUUUUUAGUAGUAUUAGAUAUGGACGAAGGAACCCUUAGUUUCGUUGUUGAUGGCCAGUAUCUCGGUAUAGCCUUCAGAGGUCUGAAAGGCAGAAAGUUGUACCCUAUCGUGAGCGCAGUUUGGGGCCACUGUGAGAUAACCAUGAAGUACAUCGGUGGAUUAGAUCCUGAACCUCUUCCAUUAAUGGACUUGUGCAGACGGGUCAUUAGGCAACGUCUUGGCAAGCAGCGUCUAGAGGAUAAAGUGAUGAGCUUGCAGCUUCCCCAAGCCUUACAGACUUACCUAUUGUACAGAGACAGAAGAUAAUAUCAUAAAAAUACUUCAGUGUUGUGUGACCGUGAACGAACAAAAGGAAUACUGGCGCUGUACUGGGUGUCAGGUUGAAAUUACCAAAAAAUAUUCGAUGUAGCGAAAAAAAAGGUUAUAGAUCGAAAAAAUAACUUAAGUAUGUACAUCUGCAGAUCCAUGGACAUUUGCGCAGAAACCUUUUUAUGUCAUAUGAGGACUCGGACUUUCUUUUCGAAUUUUCCCACUUAGUGAUUUCUUUCAACAAUCUGUGAUCAGUUCUGACGUUCAAAGAAUCUCCACGAACUUUAUUUUUAUCCCUAAACUGUUAAAUUGCCCGAACAAGCCAAAAGUGAGUAGGAAGAGACAAUUCUUCAGCUUUUUGUGACUGUGUGAUAAUCCUGUUAAGUUUUCGGAACCAAAAAAAAAACGGAUGGAGAAUUUAUUUUACAAGCUUUUCAAGAACUUCCAAAAAAAAAAGGAGACUGAAAUCAAUUGAUACCUUCCUGAAUCGAAAACAUUCAGACGUCGUUAAUUAUUUGUAAAUUGGUAGGAACAAAUUAUAUUAUUAUUUGAAGGUUGGUAGCAAUUCAUACAGCUCUCACUUUCCAAUGGAACUGUUCUCUUUUGCAACGUCCUACCUAAUAUUAGAAUAUUUAAAAGUUAUCAUCCUUGACUUUAAAAAUGUCACCAUUUGAAUAUGGUUGUUGUUGAAGAAACAUCAAAACGUGUUCAGGAUGUUUUUGAUUGGAAUGUGGUCGCUUCGAUUCAGAUGAGGAAGCUUCCAAAAUUUUCAGAGCAUCUUGUCAUUUAUUCGAUCUCAAUUUAUUCGUCAUUCUGCUGUAAAAUGAGAAAUCGAGAAGAAACAAUGCCAUAAGUUGUAAAUAAUUGUAAAACCCUUUCUCAGUCUUCAUAUUUAUACAUAAUUGUAUUACUUGGCACAUCUUCCUGAUGAAUAUAGCUUUGUAAUAUUUUUUUUGGAUUGUAGCGAAAUUGAAAUAUCAGAUGAAUCUUGCGCUCUCAUAUACUAAUUUCAAAAUUUCGAAUAGGAAGAAUUGUCUUACAACAUUUCAUACUCAUGAAAGCAAUUAAACAUAUUUCAAUGAAUACGUCUUCCACUACAUGUCUAGGAUGGUAAAAUCUUCCAUGAUUGCAUUUCAAAUAGAGAGUUGAUUACCUCAUGAUAAAGUGUUGAGUUUUAAUUAUUUUGUUAUAUAUUUUAUUUUAUUAUUUAUUUUUUGUUUUCUUCAAAUUUUACCCAAACCCAGAUACUUUGUCUCCAAUUUGAAAAUUAUUGGAUUCAUUUAAAGCAUCAUUUCUCAGGGGGAAGUAAAAUUAUUAGAAUUAUUUCAUCCAUUCAUGAGCAGAAUGUUGUAUCGAUAUUUCUUCUAUAAUUUGCUAAUCACCUCUGAUUGUGUGAAUUGAACACUGUUUUAAAUUUAAGUAAAAUUAAGGCCCAAUGAAGUUUGUAAAGAUAAAGAAGUCGCAGGCAUCACCAACAUGUUGAAUGUAAGAAAAUUAGACUUAUUUUUGUAAAUAUUAUGUUGUAAGUGCCAGUUGCUCUGUAAUUUAUUUCUAUGAACGAAGACAAUUCGAGUGUUUUGUUCGGUGAGAUUUAUUCGAAUAAUAAUUUUAGAUCUUUUUGUAGUAAAAUUUUCUGUUAAUUGUAUCUUAUUAUAGAAUUUUUCGAAUCUUUUUAAAUGAUUCAUGCGAUUUAUAGAAUGUCAAAGAGUGUAAGUAAAUGUGGUGACGUCUUAGUUUUAGCAUUGUUUCUUAUGAGAAUUUUAACUUUCGCAUACUACAAAGUGUUCAUUAGAUAACCUUUUUAUUUUCCAAUGUUAUAAUUUUUCUCAUCUGUUUUAAUACUACAAUCAUUCACACUUUUAUGAAGUUUAAAUAUGUUCAGUUCAGACAAAUUGUCAAUGAUACUUUUGCUAUUAAAUUAUUCCUGUUAUUGUUUUUAUUUUUGGAUAAAUUCUCUAAUUAUUUUCUGUUUGAAAUAAAUACAAUUUUCUACUCUUCUCCCUUGUUUUGUUCAUUUCUUUUCGUUAUCACAAAAUAAAAUAUAAAUUCUUUGGAAUAUUCAAGAAAAACAACGAAUAUUUUUAUACUACUCUUGCGACUUUGUAGUUGUAAAUAUUUUAUUCCACAGAAUUACCAGAGAUUUCAGGGUAUCGUUGAACUGAUUUGUCUCUACUUUUUCUUUUAUAUUCAUUCGUUACCAAAAAAAAAUUAUAAAUUUAUUCCACAACAUUGAAGCAUUUCUUCGCAUUCUGUUCGCUCUAUAUGACAUUUCCGGGUUUGAUUUCGAUUUGUCGACGUAUGUAAUUUAUAAAAAAAAAACUGCAAUGAGUAGAGUGACCUGGACUACGAUUAUAGUAGGUUUUAUUGUGUUUUUAAGUUUCGCUGUGAAUGUCCAGGCAAAUAAGUUAAUCGAUGUAUGAUUAUGAUAAUGUAAGUAAAAUCUUUAAACAUU
Harmonia axyridis is the source of this 3855-nucleotide messenger RNA. RefSeq names its product protein gustavus (gene gus). The transcript has 5 exons. Bases 78 to 1400 code for a protein of 440 amino acids. Gene Ontology annotation, biological process: proteasome-mediated ubiquitin-dependent protein catabolic process. The record is from RefSeq and is a predicted model, not a curated record. Gene Ontology annotation, cellular component: SCF ubiquitin ligase complex. NCBI's taxonomy places the organism in Eukaryota, Metazoa, Arthropoda, Insecta, Coleoptera, Coccinellidae. Gene Ontology annotation, molecular function: protein binding.